GCGCCGCAGGCCGCGCCGCAGGCCGCGCCGGUGGAGCUGGGCUUUGCGGAGGAGGCGCCCGCGUGGCGGCUGCGAAGCGAGCAGUUCCCCAGCAAGGCGGGCGGGCGGCCGGCGGGGCUGGGCGCGGCGGGGCUACCGGGGCCCGGGGCCUUGGCCUGCGCGCUCUGCGGCCGCCCGCUCGCCUUCCUGCUGCAGGUGUGCGCGCCGCUUCCGGACCGCGACGACGCCUUCCACCGCGCCCUCUUCCUCUUCUGCUGCCGGGAGCCGCCGUGCUGUGCCGGUCUGCGAGUUUUCAGGAAUCAGUUACCCAGGAAAAUUACCCUAACCCGUACCCUAAUCCUAACCCAUACCCGAAACACUAACCCUAACCCCUAA
Ochotona curzoniae (black-lipped pika) is the source of this 375-nucleotide messenger RNA. RefSeq names its product programmed cell death protein 2-like. The transcript is spliced from 2 exons. The record is from RefSeq and is a predicted model, not a curated record. Lineage: Eukaryota; Metazoa; Chordata; Mammalia; Lagomorpha; Ochotonidae. Gene Ontology annotation, cellular component: nucleus. The annotation marks the transcript as partial.